Messenger RNA from Cylas formicarius (sweet potato weevil), 3387 nucleotides. RefSeq names its product leucine-rich repeat protein 1 (gene Lrr47). The transcript has 2 exons. The coding region runs from base 91 to 1353 and encodes 420 amino acids. Gene Ontology annotation, molecular function: protein binding. The record is from RefSeq and is a predicted model, not a curated record. Lineage: Eukaryota; Metazoa; Arthropoda; Insecta; Coleoptera; Brentidae.
UGGCGUCAUUUUUAUUGUCAAAUUUUCAAGGACAAAGAAAAUGCUUGUAAAUGGUGAAUCGUUUGUAAUUCGUUCAUUGCAUCGAAUAACAUGAAAAUAGCGUGCAACAUUUGCGUGGUGAACCGGUCGUUGCCGAAUUUGGCCCACCUAAAAAAAAAACAUGUUAAGUCGACACUGGCCUUAUGCAGACACCCCAAAAACAAGGAGUACUGUUUAAUGUUGUUCUCAGGGCACAAUAAAAACGGCACAAAGUACCCCGUUAAUCAGAAUAUCAAACAUGUCCUGACUAAGUUCAUACACGAGGGCAAGUGCACAAUCCAAAUAAAAAAUCCGGAGCAUGAUCUCUAUAUCCAGGGAGAUGCGAUACAAAUCAAGGGCUUUUUGCAUUUAUUUAAACGAGCUUUAGAAGGCAAAAUAUCUGACAAGGAACUGACUUGCUCGAGCAUGGCCGUGACGCCUAUUAAGGCGAAAGACAUAGCCCAGACUAAGCUCAUCAUUUCUAGGAGGUCUGAAUAUCCCAUUAAGGGUUUUCCAAGGACAUUGGAGGUAUUAUAUGUAAACAAUAUCGACAGAUGCGCCUUAGAUAAAGGUAUCCUGCAACUAUUUAAGUUAAGAGUGUUAAACUUAAGUGGCAACUUGAUAGAAUACCUCCCAAAUGAAAUUAACAAGUUGGCCUGCUUGAAGGAAUUGAAUGUGUCUCGCAAUUGUCUCGGCAAAGCGUCCUUGAGCCGGUGGUCUUGGAUAGGAGGGGAGUUGUGUAAGUCUUUAGUUCUUUUAGAUCUUAGUCGCAAUGAGCUAGGCUUUGUGCCCGACCAAAUUGCCAAACUACAUUCUCUGACUACCUUACACCUUAACGACAACCACUUGACCACUUUGCCCACCAGCAUUGGUAGUCUCAGACACUUGAAGGUGUUCUCAGCCGCUUAUAACAGGUUAACGAUUUUGCCCGGAAGUGUAAAGAUGCUUCGACUACAGUCAAUAGAUUUAUCUAACAAUAGAUUCGAGCAAAAUGUCCCGAACGGCGCGGGCAUUUUUCCGAGACCAUUGCCGGCGUGCUCGCUUAAAGAGUAUGCUGGUAAAAAAGUGUUGUGGGCUCGAAUCCCGUUCCCUCCGGGCUCAAUUCCCACUACCUUGAUCGAUUUUCUCGAUCACGCCAAGUAUUGUGUCUGCGGCAAGGCGUGUUUUGGCGUGUUCGUCCGACAUUCGCACAAUUUGCUGCUGUCCACCAUAUCCGAGAUGGUGAGCACUUCCGCCGACGAGACGGUCUAUGUGCCCAUCGACUGUCACUUUUGCAGCCUCAAAUGUUUCAGUUCCGCCUUCCACAAGAGGAGUCGAUACCCGAUCGUCAGGUAGGACGCGUUUGAUUUGAGUUAAAGAUGCGUGGUGUAAUAUCUUUGCCAUUAACAAUGUAAAAAAUCGUGCCUUACUAGGUUUAAGAUUUUUAAAAGAAGGGGUUGUGGCAUUUUUCAAGUAGUGCGUUUUUGGUGUCCUCCCCUCUUGAAGUGUGUUUUCGAUGACAUUUUUUGACCCCUUUUUGAUGAAGCUUUUGCUGAUCAGUGUUUCAUUGAUUUGAAUAAAUUAAAUUUAGAAAUAAGUUCAUCAAUUCCCGCGAUGGGAAUAUUUAUUGUUGAAUUGCUCGUAAAUCAGACAUAAGAUUAGUUAGGUUGCGAAUAUUUUUUGUACCCGUUUAGGGACAACAAAACCGAAAAACACAAUCAACAGUUUCUUUCUUGCUUUGUGGUCAGCUUAAUUAUUUACCCGAUUCUAAAAAGAAAAAUGGCUUCUUUUUUUAACAAACUUUUCGGCAUAGUCGUAAUAUAUUCUUCGCUCUUGAUAGGUACACACACAGUCACCUUUUUUCAAAUAUUUGUAGUAUUGUAAUUUUUCAGCAUUCUACGCAUAAUUUCUUCAAUGGCUUACAUGGACUGAUAAAAUUUUACGGUUUCUGACGUUUCUCUCUAAUUACUUAUAGGGAGUGAGUGAAAAGUAUGCUUAUGCUCCUGAAAUAAUUUUAAACAGUUAUAUAAAAAAAGUUUUUAUUAUAAAAAACGAAAACUUAAACCUAUAUAGAAAAUGUAGAAGUAUAUCCCAAUAUAUAAAAUUUUCAUGUAAUUUAAUAACAUGUCUUGACUUGGAAAAGUUGUGAUUAAUGAAGUCUGAUAGGAACUUUUAAAUUUUGCGUCACGAUCUGAAAGAAAGGGAAUGUCCAAAAAUAAAAAUAAAAAUAAAAUAUUGUUAUAGUUGUUAGAGCACAUUUUUCCAUAUGUUUCACUCACGCGAUAUAAGCGCUGACGUGUACUUUAAAAAGAGUUGUGAUUCGAUAUUGUGAUAACAUUAAGAUACCUGUCCUAUUUAUUGUAACUGCGUCUUUCACAAGUUGAGUUUCACGCGGUGCAGCGUGUUUCGCUUUGAAACCAUUCAGUGGAAGUGAUGUAAAUCGCUAUUUUUGUUGCUGUUAAUAUAUCAAUAAUUUAUUGAGCAAAUAAGCUCGUCAACAAGUGAAAUAUUAACAGCUGAAUUCUGUAACGGUUUCUAUUCUUCGCAACAGUACUCGUGAUCAGAGUUGUGUCAAUCGCGAUUGAUUCAGUCACUUUGAUUUAAUCACUUCUUAGGAUCGAACGACCGAAUUUCGCUUGUUCGUAACGAUUCGAUCACCUUGUUGCCUCCCGCUGCUGCCCUGAGCGGUCUGAAGUGACCGAAUACAGGACGACCGACCGAAUUCGCCGGAAUACGAUUCAUUUGAAUGGUUUAAGAUUUAAAUGCAUGACUGAGACAGGUCACGGAAAAGGAAUGGGAGUAUUGUUAUAAUUAUUCUAUAAUAUUGAGUUGCAACAUCGAUCUGUAGAUUUGCUGAUGUGUUGAAUUGAAUAUUGAAUGAAAUAUCUAUUUCCACACAGGUAUUUAAUUUAAACAAAUUAAUGUAUUACUGGUACAACCCAAUAUGUAGCACUAUUUUGAUAAAAUCAUGAUUCAAUAAAAAGCAGAACACAGCUAGAUGUUAUACUAACUAGAACAGAAAACCUAACAUAUAAACACAACAAUAAUUCAAAUGGAUCUGAAUCGGUCGUUCGGACUGUUCUGAUUCAUUGUCGUCUAUGUUGGCAUCAAAAAGUAUUGAAAUGAACGAUUGAUUGAAAUGAUUGGGUCCUUUUCGAAAUCGGUUACUGAUUGAUUAAGUCCUCGUAAAAUCAACGAUUGACACAACACUACUUGUGAUGAGUGAGGAAUGACGGAAUAACCAAGUAAUUUAUUAUUUCGCCCUCGUUUCUAUAUCGAUGUCAAUUUAUUUUUUGAUAAAGUCUGCAUAUUUAUAAAAGCCGGGCGUAACGAAGCUACUAGCGUGCUAUUUUCUAUUCCGUGACUUGCGUUGGAUCUGUGGUGUCGCUU